AUGAGUGAAUAAGAUUACAAAGCCAAUUCGCGAUAUUCAACACUAGAAUCCAAUACUUACUAGAGUCAGCUGUUGUCGACUCAUUUUGGAAAAUUAUUAGUUAAGAAUGAAGCAUUCUUCAACCAUCUAAAAGGAGAUUGUAUUUGCGGCCGAUGCAUUUGCGGAUAAUGUAAAUGUCCUAAAAUGCUUCUGUCCAAUGAUUUUAAGAAAGGAUAAGAAUCAUUAUAUUAAAGGGAAUUUAUUACACAUGGUAAAUAAAGGUAAAUACCUCUAAUUGAUCACAAUGUAACUUACAAGAGUUAAUUGCCAAUGGAUAUAGAUACUAUAUAAAGAAGUACAUAUUAAGGUCAUCCUGAUGCUAAGCCAGCAGAGUCUUUAAAACCAGAAUAAAAAGUGUUUUUAAUCCCAUUUAGUAGUUCAUCAGCAUAUCGACUUGAUUAUGCUGGAGGAGGAAUGUCAUCUCUCAAAAUUAAUCCACCUCAUCAUCCAACUGUCGUAGAUAUGCCUAUGACUACUCAUUCUACUUAUCAAGAUAACUUCUAUAAAAAACCAAUUCCAAGGGAAGAAUUUCUAACAACUGCAAAUAAAAGUAGUUUCAAAAGCCCAAUAUCUCCAGAGCUACCUUUUAUUCAUCAAUCUACAAAUAAUGCUUUUUACAAACCGUAUUAAACUGGAAAACUUAAUAAAGUUGAUCCUGAAUUAAAAAUUAAAAUGAUUCCUGCUUUUGAAGGUUAAUUUAAUUCUAUAACCUAAAAAGACUUUGAUGACAAGAAUCCGAAAAAGUGCCCAUCUAGAAUUUUAUUGAACUCAUUAUACAAAGAAAAACUGUAAUAAAUAGCUUGA
Paramecium tetraurelia is the source of this 843-nucleotide messenger RNA. RefSeq lists its product as uncharacterized. Gene Ontology annotation, molecular function: microtubule binding. NCBI's taxonomy places the organism in Eukaryota, Ciliophora, Oligohymenophorea, Peniculida, Parameciidae. The record is from RefSeq and is a predicted model, not a curated record. The transcript is spliced from 4 exons.